AUGGAGCACGAAAAAGGCGAUGAGGGUGUCACAAAGCGGCGGAUGGAGGAAAAAGACGAGGAACGGGAGGAAGACGAGGACACCAGCAGCAGCACCACGAGCGGUGGCAGUGGAAGCAGCGAUGAUGAAGAAGAGGAAGGGCUACACUGCAGUUUGGUGGUGGCCGGCCAGCGGAGGUGCUCCGGCCUACUGACCGCCACGGCUCGUGCUCUCCGCUUCGUGCCCCACUCCGACCCCGAUCACGUCUAUGAAGUCGAGUACAGGCGGGUGACGUGGGCGGGCUGGCAGGCGUCGGAGCGCGGAAGCCGCGGGGAGCACUUCGAGUUUGUUGCAAGCGUUUCGUGA
Molecule: messenger RNA, 345 nt
Organism: Acanthamoeba castellanii str. Neff
Lineage: Eukaryota; Discosea; Longamoebia; Acanthamoebidae
Exons: 2
Coding region: 1-345 (114 amino acids)
Source: RefSeq, a predicted model, not a curated record